Lactuca sativa (garden lettuce) is the source of this 1161-nucleotide messenger RNA. RefSeq lists its product as uncharacterized. The record is from RefSeq and is a predicted model, not a curated record. Lineage: Eukaryota; Viridiplantae; Streptophyta; Magnoliopsida; Asterales; Asteraceae.
UUUUCAGCUGAGCUCCCUAAAAAAAGAAGAGGCCUAGCAAAAAAUAUUCAACUAUCAAAGAUAAUACGGGCAAACAAGGGAAAGCCUGUAGAUUUGGAUUUCAAUAGGGAGCUGACAUAUUCCCCUGUCGGGAACCAUGGUAAUUGGUUUACCCGUGAGAUUGGGAAGUAUAUAUGGAUGAACAUCCCUUUGAACGUAUCUGGUUGGGAUAAUGGUUCCCCCGCUUUAAGGAAUGCCACAGUGGUUCAUUUAAAGAAUAAGUUUGAUUUAGAUAAAGUUAACUUGGAUCCCGAGCGUGCUCAGUUGUUGCAGAGCAUUGACGCGACCUUGCAAAGAAUUUAUAGAGGCUGAAAAAAAUAAAGCGCAUACUUAUUUUGAGAAUGUCGGGGGGCUUACAGAUAUCCCAAGGGCAUUAGCCAACCCCCCCCCCCCCCCCCCGAUGGUAUGUCACGUGAAAAUUGGGCGCAAGCAGUCGAGCAUUUUCAAACUCCUGAAUUUCUAAAGCGUUCGGCGUCAAACAAAGGAGUCCGUGCACAACAACAAGUUGUAAACCGAGGGGGAUCGUGCUCGUAUAGCAAUGCAUGUUUCAAAGAAGACAUCGCUCGAAUCGAAGCAUUUCGUAAGGCCAAUACUGAUCGCCAAGGGGUGUUUAGUAGUCCUGCAGUCGAGCAACAAUACAAUGCUUUACUCUUUGAGAUCAGUCAACAAACUCAAGCAUCUUCUGAAGCCAGCGGUCUAACACCAAAGGAUACACAAAAUUGUUUUGAAAAAAUAUUAGGUGUUCGACGUGGCCAUAUCAGAGGCAUCGGGCGUAAACCUUCUACGGUUGUGUCGAUGUACGAUCAGGAACAACCACUGACACAGCCACCACCACAAUCACAGUUGGAAAUGCUUCAAACAAUGUUAAAAGAUCUGGCAUGUAGUGCUGCACUUGAAGAUUGGUUUCGUUCGUUGCCACAACGAAAUGAAACCGGAGGAAACGAGGAGAGCGAUGAUGAUGAGUAGAUAGUUGUAGGAUUUUUUUAUGUUUUAUUUGUGCAAGUAUUUUAGACUAGUAUUUUCGAUAUUUUUUUUAUAUGUUAAAUCAGACGAGUAAUUUUAAACGGAUAUUGUAUUAAUAUUUUGGAAUGGAAUGAUGUAGGAUUAGAUUAAUUAAUAUCA